Molecule: messenger RNA, 1053 nt
Organism: Corticium candelabrum
Lineage: Eukaryota; Metazoa; Porifera; Homoscleromorpha; Homosclerophorida; Plakinidae
Product: insulin-degrading enzyme-like
Exons: 7
Coding region: 363-965 (200 amino acids)
Molecular function (GO): metal ion binding
Source: RefSeq, a predicted model, not a curated record
GCUUCAACGAGAUCAAUAAUCCAAUCAACGGGAUUUUGGAAACGGCAAUUGAACGGGAUACAACUAUCAAUGAGAAUUCUGUCUGGCUGCUACAGUGUACUAAACGGGAUGAUAACCAACACUCUAGAGCAGAGAGUUUGGAAAUCUACAAAGAUCUCUCUAUACAAACUGCCGAAAGAGGAUCCAGCAUCCUAUGUGAGGUAUACACAAAUGGUACACAUGGCUUUGAUGUAAUCCCACGGUCAUUGAUUAAAAGUCUGACGAAGCACAUUAGGAGAACAAGGUUAUACGACAUAGCCAAACGUGAAUAUAGAUUCACAAACACGUUUCAUUGUCAAAGAUUGACACCUGACAAUAUAUUGAUGUUUAUACUAAGUCGUCCAGCUGGUGUCCUUGAGUGGCCAGAGCUUGAUAUGGUGGAGAAAUGGUAUAACGUUAGCUAUCAUGUAGCCAGCAUUAGCAGUGAUCGUCUUGACAAGUUGCGUGACACUUCAUCUAUUAAUGCCAGCUUGUCACUGCUGUCAGUCAACAACUACAUCCCUCGAGAUCUGUCACUACCUCCUUUACCGAAGAUAAAUUCUCUGUACCCUACAGUCAUACUAAAGCAACAAGGUCUGGAAGUUUGGUGGAAACAGGAUGUUGUUUUCUGUACUCCUAAUGUACACCUCUAUUGUGACUUUUUGACUCCUGUGACCUACAACUCAUCUUCAAACACUGCUCUAGCUCAGCUCUAUCGGCAUUUAGUCAUAGACUCUCUACAUAAGCCAUUGUAUGCAGCCAUACUGGCAGGAUACAGAGCCUCAUUCAAUCUGACAACAUCGUGUUUUACUAUAAAACUCUAUGGUUAUAGUAAUAGUGAAACAAUGAUGUUAUUUAUUGGUUACAGUCAUAGUGAAACAAUGAUGUUAUUUAUCAACACGGCUAUUGAACAUGCUAGAAAGAUUGGUAAAAUGCAUUUGCUUUAGUUUGAAGGUACGUGUAAUGUGAAUGUGUGCAAUUGUAGCAACUGCUACUCAGGAGUAUCUUCGAGAGAACAAUCGAUAUCUUGUUGCA